Messenger RNA from Cyprinus carpio (common carp), 2198 nucleotides. Its product is annotated as protein mono-ADP-ribosyltransferase PARP12-like. The record is from RefSeq and is a predicted model, not a curated record. Gene Ontology annotation, molecular function: metal ion binding; NAD+ poly-ADP-ribosyltransferase activity. NCBI's taxonomy places the organism in Eukaryota, Metazoa, Chordata, Actinopteri, Cypriniformes, Cyprinidae.
CGCUGAUCGGGAGUCAGUGUGUUCAGAGAUUCAUUCCGAAUCGCACACAUGAACUCUGCUCGGUUCGGUCCGGUGUCAAGACAGAAAUCAUGGCGGAGGAAACGAUCCUGAAGGUUUUGUGCGGGAAUCACGGGUCGAUGGAGUACGAGCGUCUUUUGGAAAUUUCAUACGGACUGAAAGAAAUAUCAGCGGAGAAUUCACUCGAUAAAGUCAUCCACCGCAGCGACAUCUUGACCGUCAUCCAGCGAAGCGAAAGCAAAGAGGUUUUCGCCCAAAGUAGCGUCCAGCUGUGUAGAAAGAGCGCGUGUGACGAGCUGUGCGGAGACCUGCACCUGUGUAAAUAUCAACUGAUGACGGGACGCUGCGGCAGGCACAGCUGCAGUUACGGACACCGGCUGAUGUCUGAACACAACGUGAGGAUCCUGAGAGCUCAUGGGAUGAUCCGUCUGAGUCGAGAAGAGCUGUGUGUGAUACUUCUGCAGUCCGACAGCGGCCUCCUGCCUCCCCUGUGCACCGCGUACAACCGAAGGCGAGGGCGGCGUGGAAACUGUCCGGACGGAGAGAAGUGCUCGAGGCUGCACGUGUGCGAGAGCUUCGUCAGAGGACGCUGCGGCGACACGGACUGCGUCCGCUCGCACGAUUUCCACGAGCCUCACGUGAGAAAAGUGCUGCGCUCCAGAGGAGUGUCUCAGCAGCUCAUGAGCUCGCUGCCCUUCAUCUACCGCAACAUCCUCGCCCUCAAGACGCUCAAGACUCAACCGGACCGGAGGAACACGGACACCCAGCCUCACGGAAGCUCUGACGGAGAGACUGAGAUCUGCCUGUCGUUUGUCAGAGGAUUCUGCGGAGCAGAUAAAUGCAGUAAAACACACUGUAAGAUGCCCUAUAAGUGGGAGGUGAAGGUGGGCCGCACGUGGCAUGAUUUACCCAACAGUGAACAGAUCGAGCGAGAUUACUGCGAGCCGUCCAACAUACACAGUUCUGGAAACGAGCCGGUGUGCUUUGAGGAAAUGACUCUGGGUCUGGACGAGGUCCGGCGUCUCUCCACGCAGUCCUCCGUUCUCCUGCCCGGCUUCGCCCUCACCACCGGCUGGAGCUGGUUCUGGAAGGACGAGUACAAGCGCUGGAUCCAGUACGGCUCCAUAGCGGAGAUGCACCGCAUGUCUUCGGUCAGCAGCGAGCAGCUGGAGCGCGGGUAUCAGGAGUAUCUGCGGCAGGAGCAGGAGGACGCCGGGAUCAAGUUCAGCGCCGGAAACCGCUUCUACGAGCUCCGCUUCACAGACAUGAAGCAAAGAAACGAGGCGAGCGGCACAGAGAGAGCCGUCAGGCGCCGGCCCGUGUUUGUCUCGCCGGUCGACGUCCAGAUCGCCAGAGCGAGAUGUUGCGGAGCCAUUAAAACUUGUUUUUCUAAAGGCGUUCCUGGAUUUUGGGAUCAAAAUGCCAUUCCCGACUUUGGAUUUCAGAGAGUGCGUCUCUGGCCGUCUCACAGGGAUUACGUGAGAGUCCACGAGCGCUUCAGCCAGACUCUGAGGGGGUUUACCGUCCGUCGGAUCGAGCGCGUGCAGAACAGGGAACUCUGGGAAGACUUCAUGAUAAAAAAGGAGCGAAUGAAAAUGACGAACAAGCAGGAGAAAUUUGGCGAUCGGCUUUUAUUCCACGCCACCGAAUCCUCUCUCGUCGACGCUGCAUGUCUGAGAAACUUUGACUUUGAGACGUCGGAUUCAGCAGCGUAUGGACGGGGGAUCUACUUCUCGAAGGACGCCAGGUACUGGAUUGCGCGGGCGGACGGGUGUGACGUGAGGCUGAUGUUCGCGUGCAGGGUGUUGGUCGGGUACUACACCAGAGGAGAGGCUCGUCUCCGCCGCCCUCCGCUCAGAGACGCUGAAGGAAGUCUGUACGACAGCUGUGUCGAUAAUCCACGUGACCCGUCUGUUUUCGUGGUGUUCGACAGGUGUCAGAUCUACCCAGAGUUCCUCAUCACCUUCGAGGACAGUAACAAGUGUUUUCUGUCUGGUAUCGCUCGGGCAGACGCAAAAGAAUCUAAUCAAACCGACUUCAGCAGCUGCACAAGCUCCGUCGGUUCACUCCAGCGUCCGGAACACACUUCAUCCUCCUGCAGACCAACAGAACCUCUCAUUACGCUCUCAAGCUCAGCAUUACACUAUACUGAUGGAGUUCAAAAUGUACUUUCUUUAUGA